GGCUCGUCAAUGAAUUUAACGCAAAUCCUAAUAUUAAGCUUUUCCUAAUCUCUACAAGAGCGGGAUCCUUGGGUAUUAACUUGACUGGAGCUAAUAGAGUAAUAAUAUUUGAUGCCAGUUGGAAUCCUUGCCAUGACACUCAAGCAGUAUAUAGAAUAUAUAGGUAUGGGCAAACAAAGCCAUGUUAUGUGUACAGAAUUGUAAUGGAUAGAUGCCUAGAAAAAAAAAUAUAUGACAGGCAAAUUAAAAAACAAGGAAUGUCUGAUAGAAUUGUUGAUGAGUGCAAUCCGGAGGCGCAUUUGUCUAUGAGAGAUAUAACAAAUCUAUGUCACGAUUACAACUCAGAUGGUGAUCCUAUUGAUAGUGACGGUCAGAAGUCAAAUGAGCCAACUACUCAAAAUAAUGAUACCGAUCAGCUUUCUAUGGCAGAUAAAAAAAAAGAUGAAAAAUGUCUUCCAACAACGAGUCAUAUGGAUCCAAUUGUUAAUAAAAUUGUUGAACUACAUGCGAACUGUAUAACAAAAGAUCCUUUUCUGCAUGAAAGCUUAUUAGUUGAUCAAAAAGAUAGGAAGCUAUCACAAGCUGAAAAAAGACAGGCCCAUAGAAGCUAUGAACUUGAAAAGAAAGCGUCUGUUAAUCAAAAAUUUGCAUACGCCCCAGGAAAAAUGCAGUACAAAAUUUUAAACUCUGAUGGUACUAUUAUUACGCGACCAGUGGCUUCGAUAAAACCACUACAGACCAAAAAACAAAACGCCGUUAGCGGAGGUCGAUCGACGCGUUGGAUACCUGCUGAAGUGUGGCAAAGACAAGGAAUGACUGCUCAAGAAAUGACGUUGCCCCUUGAUGUUGUCAUACCUACAAAUUCAUCAGAGAAAUCUAAUAUAAUACUCAAGGCCGGCCAAAGAGUUAUGGUGUUAAAAUCAGCGAAAGGAAUAUAUAUGCAAUUAGAUAGUGGAAAAAUUAUUGCAAUCAGAACAACAUCCAAGCGCACAGAUGAAGAAAAAAAUAAAGAAGACGUAAUUGAUAUUACAUCAGACUGCGAUACAGAUGUUCCAAAGCCUACAUCGCCAGAGCAAGAGAAACCCUUGGAAACAUUAACUGUGCCAAAAACAAAUGAAGUCAAUAACACGGAAUGUUUACCAGUCGAGCCGUCUGAUCCACCCUUAACCAGAACAGGCGUUUUAGAUGAUCUACAGCAAAAUAAACCUCAAAUUUUGCAAAAUAGUAAUGAAAUUGAAAGUUUAAACAGCAUCCCAGCAAGUCUUCACCAGAUGCAGAAUGAUUUGGAGUACCAUAAGCAGCAACCGUAUAAGCAUGAAGCACAGUUACCUAUUGUCGAACCUUACAGAAGUUCUCUUAAUGUUCAAUCGAGUGCAAUACACCAACAGCCUAUAGCUUCUAACAACGAUUUGUCGGAAGAAUCAUAUUUUUCAAGUAAAAAUGUUCCACACACGUUCACUCCCCAAUAUUAUAAUUACUAUGACAAUAAGAAUACACCCGCAACAGCCAACUAUCAUAUUAAUAAUUAUGCUCCAUAUGGUCAUUUUAAUUUUGCUCCCUAUCAUUCCAAUUUCCAUUCACCGGCUGGGUAUAGCGGUAGUUCCGGACCAUAUAUUAACUCAAAUGUCUUUCCUAGACAACCCUGGAAUUCAGUUGGAAGCCACCAAUCAAAUAAUGAAUCAAUUCGUCAACAACAAUAUAUGGGAAGUACUUAUUCAAUUAAUGAAUGGUCUUCUCAAUAAUCAAAGUAAUUUAGUUCUAGUUUUUUCUUUAAAUUACUUUUGACUUAUUUAUUUAUUAGGCUAGAAAAAUCUCUGAAAAGUUGCGAUAA
Molecule: messenger RNA, 1831 nt
Organism: Drosophila montana
Lineage: Eukaryota; Metazoa; Arthropoda; Insecta; Diptera; Drosophilidae
Exons: 1
Coding region: 204-1742 (512 amino acids)
Cellular component (GO): nucleus
Molecular function (GO): ATP hydrolysis activity
Source: RefSeq, a predicted model, not a curated record